AAGACAAGUUGAAGCUCUGUGUUUGUUUACAUCAAUUAAGUCUGUCAGAUAUUUAAAGUUCUUUAAGAUUAAGUGUGUAAACAUGAGUAGUUUUAAAUUUAUGCUGACGGUGUGUAAUUACAGUCGUAGGAUCAUUGGGUUCAAUGCAGUCACUCCUAAAAGAAAUCUUUUCCAGAGGCCGUUGCAGAUCUUGCUCAAACCUAAAGAUGUUAAACUUGUCAAAGUGAGUCGACAAUCCAAAUCCACUGCUGUAGAGGCUGAAACGAGUGAGGACUCCUUUCUGAAAUGGUUUUUGCUACUAAUCCCAGUCACCACCUUUGGUCUUGGAACAUGGCAGGUGAAACGCAGGCAAUGGAAGCUGAAGCUGAUUGAAGAGCUUCAUAAUCUAACAACUGCAGAUCCUGUUCCUCUGCCCACAGAUCCUGCUGAGCUAAAGCAUCUGCAGUACAGGCGUGUGAAGGUGCGAGGCGUGUUUGAUCACUCUCGGGAGUUGUACGUACUACCACGUUCCCCUGUGGAUCCCGAAAGAGAAGCUCAGGAGGCAGGCAGGCUGUCAUCCAGCGCUGAGAGCGGCGCUAACGUCAUCACACCAUUCCAAUGUACUGAUCUGGGAAUUACCAUAUUGGUGAACAGAGGUUAUGUACCUAAAAAUAAAAUUAAACCAGAGACAAGGAUGAAAGGUCAGGUAACAGAUGAACUGGAACUGGUUGGGGUGGUGCGUCUAAAUGAGCAGCGUAGGCCCUUCGUCCCUCACAACAACGUGGAAGCAAAUCGGUGGCACUACAGGGACUUAGAGGCAAUGGCGAAAGCCACAGGUGCUGAGGAGAUCUUCAUCGACGCUGUGUUUGACAGCACAAUACCAGGAGGACCAAUAGGAGGCCAGACCAGAGUGACAUUGCGGAAUGAACACAUGCAGUACAUCAUCACAUGGUACGGGUUGUGCGCUGCUACUUCAUACAUGUGGUAUGCCAAGUUCAUCAAGCACAUUGCUAUCUGAAAGCACUUGGGUUUGGUUCAGUUUUAGAAACAUUUGUAUAACCUAAAGACUAAUGUAGUCAGUGUCCAAAUAAACCUACAUUUUUACAUCCAACCAAACUCAAGUCUCUUUUAUAAUAUGUACAUGUGUAUGACCGGCCUGUAAAGUUGUGCAAGGGGAGUAAAACACCAAAUUGAGGGUAAUUUUAGAUUCAUAUUUUGUUUAGGAGUGUGAUUUUUUUCUACCAAACCUAGUUUCAUCCAGUUUCUUCUGACUGCAACCUCUCAUUGCACACAAACUAAGUAUCUACUAAAAUUAUCAGUACGUUCCACACAACACAGGUUAUCCAAUAUAAAUAAAGAGCAUUAACACA
Molecule: messenger RNA, 1349 nt
Organism: Trichomycterus rosablanca
Lineage: Eukaryota; Metazoa; Chordata; Actinopteri; Siluriformes; Trichomycteridae
Product: surfeit locus protein 1
Exons: 9
Coding region: 83-997 (304 amino acids)
Biological process (GO): mitochondrial respiratory chain complex IV assembly
Cellular component (GO): membrane; mitochondrion
Source: RefSeq, a predicted model, not a curated record